This is a messenger RNA of Perkinsus marinus ATCC 50983, 1240 nucleotides long. RefSeq names its product NADPH--cytochrome P450, putative. The transcript has a single exon. Gene Ontology annotation, cellular component: cytosol. The annotation marks the transcript as partial. NCBI's taxonomy places the organism in Eukaryota, Perkinsozoa, Perkinsida, Perkinsidae. The record is from RefSeq and is a predicted model, not a curated record. Gene Ontology annotation, molecular function: flavin adenine dinucleotide binding; FMN binding; sulfite reductase (NADPH) activity.
UUAUCAUCACUUCUGCACUGCUGCCAAGAGAAUUGACGAUAUCUUCGCUCAGAUGGGCGGUCAAAGGACAGUUGCCAUUGGUCUCGGUAACGAUCAGGAUGAGGACAAGUAUGAGACUGCCUUUGAGGAUUGGAUGCCGAGUUAUUGGAAGUCUGUGAAUGCCCCUGAGCCUGUUGAUGACGGGUCCAUUCCCGACUCUCAGUUCGAGGUUCGUGAGCUUGACUCUGAUGAAGUCGUGGUUGCUCCUUAUGAGAGGAUCAUGCCUCCUCAAACUAUUCAGCUUGGUUUGAAGAAGAACGAUCGUCUCACUCCCAGCGACUACGAGAGGGAUAUUCGUCAUUUGCGCUUCGAAUUGGAGGAUGGUCAGGAUCUUCCCUAUCUUCUUGGUGAUGUCCUCAACAUCCACCCCAUGAACGAGUCUGGCAGAGUUAGUGCUUUCCUUCAGUCUUAUGGUCUCAACCCCUCGGAGAUGGUUAAGAUCACUCCUGUAUCCGAGAACAUCGAUGCCCGCAAGCGCGCUGCUUCUCUCCGUCCCCGUACUAUCUCCCAGCUCUUCGAGGAGUCUUUGGACAUCUUCGGUCGCCCCAACAGGGCUUUCUACAAGACUCUGUCCAAGUUCGCUGAGGAUCCCAAGGAAAAGGCCGAGCUGGCGUUGAUCGGCAACCCCGAUGAUACCAAGGGUCGUGAUAUGUACACCAAGCUGGCUGGUGAGACUGUGACCUUCGCUGAUAUCCUCAAUAAGUACACCAGUGCGCGUCCUUCUCUUGAUCAGUUGAUCACUCUCAUCCCUUGCACUAAGCCUAGGCUCUAUUCCAUUGCUAGUUCCCCGAGGUUCGUUGGUCCUAAGGCCAUCGAGCUUGCUGUUGUGAUUGUUAACUGGACUACUGCCUCUGGUGUCCGAAGAACUGGUACUGCUACCGAUUAUAUUCAGCGUAUCGUGCCGGGCCAGAGCACUACCGCCACUAUCACUUCUGGUAGCUUCAAGUUCCCCGAGAGCCCGAUGACACCUAUGAUCAUGGCUGGCCUUGGUACUGGUCUUGCUCCCUUCCGCGCCUUCUCUCAGGAGCGUGCUUGGAUGAAGCGUCAGGGCAUCCAGACUGGUCCCAUGUGGCUCUUCUAUGGUUGCCGUCAUCAGAGUAAGGAUUACAUCUUCGGUAACGAGCUCGAUGGUUUCGUUAAGGAGGGUGCCAUCACUGAGCUUCAUCCCGCAUUCUCUCGUGACCAGAAGGAGAAGGUCUAU